CAAAUGUGCAACACACAGGAGCAGUUCUCGCUCUGUCAAAAUGCCGACCUCUUUUCCAUGAAUUAUUUCUUAUUGCGGUUCACUCCCACGGCCACGGAGCGUCUGACCGGAGAACGAGCCUGUGGUGUCGGGAGCGCGCAGCAAUCAUGCCUCAUCCUGUCGCUCGCCUCGUCAGUGUCGGAGAAUAGACGAAGAAGAAAUUGGGAUUUGACCCCAAAUUAGCUGCUUUUUUAUCGCUCGUGCUUCGUGGUGAAGAGGCGAACAUUUUUUUUUUUUUUUGUAAUCUUAAAUCGACGUUAAUUCGUCUUUUUCCCCCCUCUCGUCCAUGUCAAUGAGUGAAAUAGGGCAACACGAUACAAGAGGAGUACAGCUGCGGUGAUUUGAUGUUUCAGGACUCAUUCCUCAUUUCUCAGGUCAUUUCUUUUUAACUUGACGCUGUUCAGUUGAGGGAUGGAAACGCUGGGAAGCCACUUUGACGGACCUGAACUGAUGUGACUCAACCAGAGUGUUUUCAUUAAACCCCCCCUCCGGAACAAUGAGCAGCUAGGAGCCGGAACGUGUCGUGAAAGGCUUGUAAGGGAACUGGCUCCGCUUUUCCAUCCUCCCCCUCUAACAUCUCACUGUGUCGCACCACUACCAUGUCCUUUCCUUGCUGUGGCCAUCCCAUGGAGAGUGCACGCCCACCCAGAUAGGAUGCCUGCCUUGCCCAACGCCCUGCAUCCCCUCCUGCCCAUCACCACCUCCUCCUUCUCCUCGUGUGUACCUGCUCUUGCCAACAGUUCUUUGCGGCCCCCAAGGCUCGGCAUUGCCCCGCUCCAACAUGGUGGAUGAGGUAACCACCAUGAAGGAUGACGUCAUCAACGCCAACACGCUGGCUUGGCUGGUCUGCUCGGGCGUGUCCAUCCUGGCCAACACUUGGAGCAUCCUUAGUGUCAGUGCCAAGCAGAAAAAGUGGAAACCGCUGGAGUUUCUCAUCUGCACACUGGCGGGCACACACAUCCUCAACAUGGCCAUCCCCAUCACCAUGUACUGUGUCAUAACACUGCGCCGUCAGCACUCCAACUACGACUGGAACGAGGGUCUGUGCAAGGUGUUUGUCUCCACCUUCUACACUCUCACGCUGGUCACAUGCUUCUCCGUCACCUCGCUGUCUUAUCACCGCAUGUGGAUGGUACGCUGGCCUGUAAACUACAGGUUGAGUAACACCAAAAAACAGGCGGUGCACACAGUGAUGGGCAUCUGGAUGGUCUCCUUCAUCCUGUCUACGCUUCCAGCAGUGGGCUGGCACGACACCACUGAUCGCUUCUACACCUCUGACUGCAGAUUCAUUGUGACUGAAAUUGGUCUGGGCUUCGGUGUGUGCUUUCUGCUGCUGAUCGGUGGCAGCGUGGCUAUGGGUGUGAUCUGCAUCGGCAUCGCUCUCUUCCAGACCUUCUCCAUUCAGGCAGGCCACAAUGCCGAUAAGAACAAGUUCAAUGUCCCCACCAUAGUGGUGGAAGAUGCCCAGGGGAAGCGGAGAUCAUCCAUUGAUGGAUCGGAGCCUCUCAAGACAUCACUGCAGAUCACUUACCUGAUCAGUGGUAUCGUCUUCAUCUACGACUUCCUAACAGGCUUCCCCAUUCUGGUGGUGAGCUUUGCCAGUCUGAAGUUUGCCCGCUCCUAUGACUGGAUGGUGCUGUGUGUGCUGUGGUGCUCCAUUGCUCAGUCCAUCCUGUUGCCCAUGUUCCUCUGGGCUUGUGACCGCUAUCGGGCUGAUAUCCGCAUGGUGUGGGAGAAGUGUGUCGCCAUCAUGUCCAACGAUGACGUGGACGAGGAAAACAGCCAAGAUGGAGGAAUUCAUGCCGACUUAAUAUAUGACAGACCAUAUGACUAUAGCUCGGCGCCUGAAAUCGUGACGGUAGACCGUAAUGCCAAGUAUGAGUUCUCAACCUUAGAAAGGGGGGUUCUGCAAGGGUAUCCAUUGAGGGAACAACAGGAAGAUAAAAUGCAGUAUUUGCAGGUGCCCCCUACAAGAAGAUACUCCCACGACGAAACCGACAUGUGGACCAGCGACCGGAUCCCCUCAUACCUUCACCGAUGGGGCUCCACCGAGGACAUGAUAGUGAGUGCCCACUACAGCUCCACCUUGCCGCGCCACGAGAGGCGCAGGAGCAGCCUGGUCUCCUACCACGAGGAGAGCCACCAUCACCAUCACCCACACCGCAAGCGGCGACGCUCUGAGGAUAGUAUGCACUCCCUCAAGCACCUGCCACGCGUGGUCUGUGGUGGAGAGCGCUAUGAGGACGAACUGCGGUGUUUCAGCCGCGAUGACGUGAUUAACUUUAUAGAUGAGACGCCGCUGCCGAGCCCCAGGAAGAGCCCACAGCGCACGUCCACCAUCUCACUCAUCCCCAAUGUGUAUGAACAGCACACAGUCAUCCUUCCUCACUUCCCGCUCACGGACUUUGAGCGUGAGCCUCAGGCCCUGAGACGGCUCUCGGAACACAAAAGGAGCAGUAGUCGGGGAAACUCGCCUGAGGGAUCCCCCAAACCAGACAGACCUGCCGGAAAGAAGAGCCCCGGGGCUUGUGGUUCUGGUAAAGGAUGCCGGGAGCACCCGCGAGAUGGGAAACAGCAGUGUGAAGUGGGCUCACCUAGGUUCAGCCAGCAGACUCCAGGGCACUCUAGGCCCAGGACAGGUGGUGGAGGCAGGGCUGGUGCUAGUGCUGGUGCUGGAGCUGACUGGGGGCAUCAGAAGCACCUGAGCAAGGCCGAGAGUAAGGGAAGCACAAACAGUUUUGUAAGCACACCCUCGGUAUCAUCCUCGGGAUACAUCACCUUUCACUCUGACUCCGUCGGCUCCACAACCUAAAAGGAAGUUUUCCUAUGUUAUUAUCAACAUUAUUACUGAAAUUCUUAUCAUAAAUUGAUGGAUAUUGGAAAGAGACAUACUGGAUUGUUGGCCUUUUUACUUGUGCUACUUUUCAGUUUUCCUAUGUAUGCCACCAAUAUCUGUUAAAUGGCCAAAUGCUAAAUGGCCUUGGGAGCUUUGGACAGAAUUUCUGAAUGGGCGUUGUUUUCUUAAUAUAUAGGCUGGAAAGUUUGGAUGGUCCUGUUAUUCAGCUUUCACAUCACAAAAUAUCCACUGAUGACACUUUUUUUCAACACUGGCACAAAUAAACUGUUUUUAAAUGGCGUGAACAUUCCCACACCUUGUUUUUGCUGUUUGAUGUUGUUUAUUAUGAAAUGCUGAAAGAAUUGGAGGGCAUAGUUGUUAGGGUGUUCUUUCUUUCUUUCUUUCUUUCUUUCUUUCUUUCUUUCUUUCUUAAUAACUUCAAUUGUAUUUUAGUUGGCCUAUUAUGGCUGUGUGUUUUGUUGCUUUCAAACCAAACUUUCCUGAAUACUGCCUUGAGACAAUUGACUUAAGGGUAUGACGCAUUAUACAUAUUUAAUUUAUUUUGAUAAUGUACAACUUUUCUAUUAACAUUAAUAACAUUAUUAUUCCCAACACAUGAAACGCUUUUUUUCACGCACCCUAUGUUGAAGUAAACUGAGAGUGGUAAUCCCAAACUCUGUAAUGCCUAAUACUUUUACAGUUACCGUGUGAGAUAUUGAGAUAUAACGUGAAUACCCCUAAAUUUAAUGAAAAUGUGUCAGAUUGACACAUUAUGUAUAUAUGAAGGAUAUUGGAUUUAUGGUUUUGGUGUUCUUUUUUGUUUAAUGAGAACUAUGCUUAGAACAUUUCCUCCUAGUCCCAUUAUUCCAAUGUUUGUGUUAACUUUGGGUAUCAUCAGUUGCACAUCACAUUGGAUAUUUCCAACAUCAGACCAAUACAACUGGAAAUGGUGGUUUGUCCUCAUUAUCUGAUCUCUGAGCAUGUCAGUUUGAUCUCACCUCUUAUUUGUUUCAGUUAUGUGUUAAUCAGCACCAGUACGAUUAGCCACCUAAAAGGGAACCUCUAAAAGUCGCCAAAUGGUCCAAAAGUUGAAUAAACAGCCUUCAGGCUGACCAGAUGUAGCAUAACCUAAAUUCAAUAUGUAAUCUCAUAACAUGCACUAAGACUGCUAUUGGUCCUUGGGUGAGAUUUUUCACGUGACACUUUUUUUAAAUACUGGAUUUAUCCAAGCCCCAUAAAGUAAUAUAAAUGUAAGCAUUCCCAGAGCCUCAGCAAGGAAUGCUGAAGGAAAGAUAAAGAGAAGAUGUAUUAAUUUAUUAAAAUUAUGUGAUUACUUAACAUUAUGGCAAAGUAUGAUUAUUUAACAUCAUGGCAAAGUAUAAAAGUUUAAGGAAAGGCCCUGAAAUUUUGAGAAGCUUACUUAGCACACUCUCAAAAUGGACACUUAAACAUCAAUCAAUCAAUAAUUUGGCCGACUUUACAAAGUCAAAGAUUAAAUUAACAAAGUGACAAUUUGCUGACUAAAAGGAGUGAAAAUGAUUUUGCUGACAAAUGAUAGGAGAACCAACUUUGGAUUUUGACCUCUCAUGGAUAGUAACUGCUAACAUGAAUGUAUUUGCACUAAUUAGGUGUAGGAUUUCAAAGAAAUUAAGACUAUAUGGACAAAAUAAAAUGAAAAUAUUUCUUUUGACAGCCUUAUUAGUUGUGAAACUUUUUUUGCUGUUUCCAUUAAGUAAUAUGAUUGCAUACACGUUUUCACUCAGUUGCAGCUAUUUAAAUGUUUAGUUUGAUUUCUCAUGCAUUAUUGUAUCUCUCACUUGUCGCAGCCUUUUCAAUUGGACAAAUUACCUGAAAUGUAUCUUUCUUCUGAGGCAUAACAUCACAUUCCCCUUUCAAACUUUGCUACGUCAAAGAUUUUUGCAUUUUGUUGUGCUUACAAUAUUAAAAUAUAAUUUUGUAACAUAUUCAAAGAUUUAUGACUCAAACAUGAUGACAAUGAUGUAAAAUGUUAUGAUUUUCUUGUUCAGAUGAUGACUUUGUUAAAAAGAUUAAAUUCACAAGAUGA
This is a messenger RNA of Larimichthys crocea (large yellow croaker), 4940 nucleotides long. RefSeq names its product G protein-coupled receptor 153 (gene gpr153). Gene Ontology annotation, molecular function: G protein-coupled receptor activity. The transcript has 6 exons. The record is from RefSeq and is a predicted model, not a curated record. Gene Ontology annotation, biological process: G protein-coupled receptor signaling pathway. Gene Ontology annotation, cellular component: membrane. Lineage: Eukaryota; Metazoa; Chordata; Actinopteri; Sciaenidae. Bases 821 to 2851 code for a protein of 676 amino acids.